AGUCUGGUACAACAAUAGCAUCCUCAUCUAUCAAGAUUUCAACCGACAUUGUACAUAACCUACAUAUAAUGUGGACGUUCUCAAAAGCUGUGUGUAUAUAACCAAACUAAGUCCGUCUGGAUGCUGGUCUAGAUGAUGGGCGGACGCUGCAAGCUCCGCCCGUCCUCCGCGCAUCUCGUCCUCAUUCAAAACAGAGCACAGCUGUUGCGAGGCGCGUCGUUGUGUGCUGAGCGUUAGCCUGAAAACUGUAGUCUACUGUCUUCUGAUGAGCCCACUGGAAUAUCAGAAGAAGAAAGAGGAAAAACGGCGCACUUCGACAGCAGCAGGCUAACCUCACCUCCAGCACUAUGCGCAUCUGACACACGACUGUAAAUGACAGGCUGUGAAAGUGUACGUCCGUAUGGCCUGCUGGGACAAUAGCCGAACCUGUCAACACUUUCAUCGCCAUCUCAAGUUCAAUCAACUCAACUCAUUUUCUCGGGAGGGCCAGGCGGGCUUUGCUGCAGCUGAGGAUGAUGAAUGGUCUCCUGCGCUAGAGCUAGAUGGUGUGGGAAUGAUGGACCUCCCUAAUGGCCAAUCAAGCAUCACCACCACCGCUGCAACAGUCUCUGAGAGGAGCAGCAGCUCAGAGUCUCUCAGUGAUAAAGGUUCUUCAGAACUGAAGAAGAGCUUUGAUGCUGUUGUGUUUGAUGUGCUGAAGGUCACUCCUGAAGAAUAUGCAGGCCAGAUUACACUCAUGGAUGCUCCUGUGUUCAAAGCCAUCCAGCCAGAGGAGCUGUCAAGCUGUGGCUGGAACAAGAAGGAGAAGCACAGCUCUGCUCCAAAUGUUGUGGCCUUCACUCGCAGGUUCAACCAGACGAGUUUCUGGGUGGUUCGAGAGAUCCUCCAUGCGCAGACGUUGAAGAUCAGAGCCGAGGUUCUGAGUCUCUACAUCCGCACUGCCAAGAAACUGUGUGACAUGAACAACCUCCAUGCGGUCAUGGCUGUGGUAUCAGCAUUACAAAGCGCUCCCAUCUUCAGACUCACCAAAACAUGGGCGUUACUGAGUCGGAAGGACAAGGCGACGUUUGAUCGGCUCGACUUCCUGAUGUCCAAAGAAGAUAACUACAAACGUCUGAGAGACUUCAUAAGCAGCCAGAGCAUGGUCUCUUGUAUACCAUACCUAGGGAUGUACCUGUCUGACCUGACGUACAUAGACUCAGCCUACCCCUCCACGGGCAGCAUACUGGAGAACGAACAGAGAUCAAACCUGAUGAAUAACAUUCUCAGAAUCAUAUCGGACUUGCAGAGAUCCUGUACCUACGAUAUACCAGUGUUGCCUCAUGUACAGAAGUAUCUCAACUCAGUCAGGUAUAUUGAGGAGCUGCAGAAGUUCGUGGAGGACGACAACUACAAGUUGUCACAGAAGAUUGAGCCAGGCACCAGCACACCACGAGCAAAUGCCUCCAAAGAGGAUCUUGUCGGCCAGGAAGCGUCAGCAUCUCCUCUUUGUGGCCGUAAAUGUACGGUAGCAGCUGAAGGAGCCAAAGUCCCGGCUACGCCUCCCUCCCCCAGAAACCUGCUGCCCUACGGACACAGGAAGUGCCACAGCCUGGGAUACAAUUUUAUCCACAAGAUGAAUACAGUAGAGUUUAAAAGCGCUACGUUUCCCAACGCUGGUUCUCGCCAUCUGUUGGACGAUAGCGUGAUGGAGAGCCACAGUCCCACCAGAGGACAUGCAGAGAGCUCAACUUUGUCCAGUGGUAUUUCACUUGGGAGCAGUGAAGGCUCUGAGCUCAGUGAAGAGGUGUCUUGGCCGGCUUUUGAGAGGACUCGGUUCUAUCACUCUCUGGGCCCAGUGACCCGUGUGUCCCGCAUCCCCUACAGAGGAGUCCUGAGGCCCAGCAGUUCAGCCGAGUCAGAGGAGCUUGCAGUUCACUUGUAUCCCGGGGCAGUCACAGUCCAGGGGGUGUUGAGACGGAAGACUGUACUCAAGGAGGGCAAGAAACCAACAGUGGCAUCUUGGACCAAAUACUGGGUGGCUCUCUGCGGAACUCAGCUUUACUACUACCCUGCCAAGUCCCUGAAGGCCACUGAGAGAAAACAUUUCAAGUCAACGUCCAGUAAGAGCGUGUGUGUGGUGGGUCUGAUGGCCAUGAUGGCUGAUGAUCCGGAGCAUCCUGAUGUCUUCUUGUUGACUGACUCUGAGCAUGGUAACACCUACAAGUACCAAGCUGGGAACAGAAUGAACGCUUUGCUCUGGUUCAAACAUCUGAGUGCUGCCUGUCAGAGCAAUAGACAACAGGUGCCAGCCAAUCUGAUGUCAUUCGAGUGACUGAUACUGAGGAAGAUGCACGAGAUCGACAGAAGGAGAGAGGGAUGAGGAAACAGAUGAGGAGGAUGAGGAGGAGGAGGAGGAGUAUUGACUCAGUAGUGGGAGCUUUCACUGCCAUGAGCCCUGACCGCCGAUUCUCCGAUUCUAGCCCUGGCCUCACUGCAGCCUCACCUGCCACCACUGCCUUAACUAGAGUACCCUGUGUGUGUUUGUAUGUGUAUGUGUGUUUGGAUGGAUGGAUGGAUGGAUGUGUUGACUACUGAACAAGGACCUGCACCACUGCUCUUGUCUCCCAUUUGCUCUCUAUGUUUUUGUUUUUACUGCGAGUGUUUCAGCACUUCAGUGGAGCCAUUUGACUUCUCCUCUCCUCUCUCACACUGACUGUCCCUGGAUGGACAUAAAUAACCCUCUCUGUUGUUGUUUUUUUUGUUUGUUUGUUCGUUUUUUAAGGGGUUAACUAUUUUUAUUUGUGCCCCCGCCAUGCUCGAAUGCAAGAUUUCCGGCUUUUUUAAUCAGCUGGACCCACAAAGUCUUUCAAUCACAACACGCACACUCACAUCGGACUAACCCAUUGGACUUUGGAGGGUUUGAAACACACUUUUUUGUACUUAUACGGUUCACACUUUCAACACAGAUAUCGUUGGUCUCUUCAUUCACUUGAGUUGGCUUGGAGUCACGGGAUGAUUUACAUGAACCACGCACUCACACUCUCACACACACAGGCCUGUUUGAUUGCAUUGUUGUAAACAUAAGGGCUCUGAUUCGCAAUCGAUUCCAGCAGAAGCAAUUCCCACACUUCCUGAAUGUGUCCAGUUUUUAUUACAGAACUUAGUCCCCCCCCCCCCCUUUUUCUGUCAUAUACUCGCUAAGUGUUCUGUAUGUAUGUGUGCGUGUUUAUAUAAACUGCAUAGGGCGAGGGUGGGGGGGUGGGAGGGUGAGGUAUUUGCUUAAAUUACAGGAAUAUUGUCUGUGUUCCACAUAGGUACGAUAAUCCCAGAAUCUAAGCUAAGACGUGUUCACGGUUGGGUAGACAAAGAGUAUAUCGUUACUCCUUUUACAAACCUGUAUUUCUCCAGUGCUGGUUGCUCUCCGUUGGCUGCCAUCAGCUUAGAAAACUGAUGCUUGGUUCACCAGACUCACACACACACUAAACACUACAGACUUGAAACUGUGAAAGAGUCCGAAAGAGAAGGGAGAGCAAUGAGAAUACAAGAUUUUAUCUCCUCUUCUUCUUGUUGCUUAAUAUGGUCAGAGCCUCUGGUCUGGAGCAGACAUUCAAAGCUACCUGGAGCCAUACAGAGUCUAUUUUAAAUCUUGUUUGUUGAUAUUGUUUUGUGUUGUUAGUUGUUUUUUUGUUUUUUUUCCUUUUUUUUUUGGGAGGGAUGGUGCAGUUCACAGUAUUACCAUGUAGUAGAUGAUCGCACGUCACUGUAGUUUUGUCUGUUACAUUUGAAUGUUACAUUUUUGUUUUUCCUCCAGUUAUUUUGAAUAUUUUAUGUACAUGUGGAUUUUAUUUGACCCCUUAUUCUAUUAACCAGGAUCCAGCACAACCCAAUUUUAGGCCCUAUCCUAUUGUAUCUGAUUUGGAAUAGCAUAAGCACCUUGGUUAUGAUUAGUGCCAAGUGAUGUUACUGUCACAAUGAAGCGCAGGCUGAAUCAGAUGUAGGUACUGACGUGUUUCAGUGGGAUUUACAGUUUCCAGUGUGCAUCGCAGAUGUUUCGGUGUGCCAUGAAUUAGACGGUUGCUGUUUGUUUUUGUCGGGAGCAAAUGAACUAACAUGAUCAGGACUGUGGUGAUGACAAUGAUGGGGGCGCAUUUCGUCCGUAAUAUUCAUCAAAUUCUCUUUCUCCCUUUUUGAAACAGCUGUUUACAUUGUAUGUUUACAUAAUCUUUUUGCCCUACGUCACAAUCCCUUCACUCCUCCACAUGUACUGUAUCUACUUUAGGAAACAUAUGUGGGGUAUAUUAAGUUCAGAGUUACAGUUGUUCCAGGCUGUCGAUAAAGGGUGAUGGAAAGGGGAACAUAUCCAUAUACUCUCAGCGGUGGAUCCUCACUAAUGUGCUUCACAGACACAGUUGGUCACAGGCCUGAACCUCCACCCUGACAAUGUCGAGCCCCCACUCUCAGGCUUAUAUCUAGUCAAAGAUGCGGACUGUGCACUGUGCUGUCCUGCUGAAGGCAUCCAUCCACUGAUGCAUUAAAACUGUCCUCCACAUAAUAUGCAGAAAUGAAACUUUGUAAGUCAAUUUAGGUCAAACAUUACAAAUGUAGUCAAUUUAGUGCCCAUUAAGAGAUGUCCAGCUCUUUGUAUAUUACCUUUCCUAAAGGAGAGAUGGUAGUGGAUUAACCUGUGGAAGAAUGAAUGAGGAAGCCAAAGACAGGCAUAAUGCGGCAGUUACUCAAGUAUGCGUGUGCUCUGUGCAUACUUCUCUAUUUUUUUAAACAUUGUAAUUCAAGCCAGAUGGGCAAUCCCUUGAGGCUGCCGUCGCUGCUGAGCAGUGAGGUAACCGGCUACCUAAUCGUCUGUGUGGCUGACUGCCAGCUCGUGCUAUGACUCCACGCUGGCUUGUGAUGUAUUGGAUGCUGAAGUGUAAAAGAGAGGAGGACUCGUGAGCAGAUAGGAGGUAGAAAUUGCACUGUGUCCAUUAAGGGCUGGUGAAAAUGCAAAAUUGAAAGAGCUUUCUCUGCAAGGUAAAGCAGAGACUGUAUGAAAUGACAGAAUCCCAGAGCUGAAGCACUAAAGAGGCUGAUCAUUACUGGUGUUUGAAUACUGAUGGUUGGCAGCAGAUGAAAAGGACUGUGAAUGAAAUGGGUGAGACAGAGUUCGGUUGAGAGACUGUUUACCUGUGUGUAUCUACAGAUGCUGGUUGGUGUCUCUUCACUGGCGUAAUCAGACAAGUUUAACCUGCUGUCAGUUACAAUGUGGUAUAUCAACAAGAGAAUUAGCACCAUUUAAAGUUUAUGCAGUUAAAGAAUUGAUGCUGUCUCAGUAACCCCAGGAGUCAACAUCAUUUCCCCUCUUUCUGUUUACUUUAUUUGAUGUUAACCUAGAAAGAUAAAAAAAAAAAAAAAAAGAUAUGUAAUUGAUGUGUAUGUCUGAGUUCCCUGUUUUGUACUGAACCAGACUAGAGAGGUUGAUUUGAAUUUAUUUCGGUUUAUCAGUCUUUCUCUCAAUAAAUACCCAAAUUAUGUCAAGCGCUUUUUGUGAGGUUUCCCUCGCUGUAACCUGAGUUUACAUGUUUUUUUUUUUUAUUAUUAUUAUCAUUUCUGUACAGUGUAUGGUCAAGAUAAUGGAAACACAUGUUUCACUUUAGGAUGUUUUGUGGUCUCUUUAAUCAUUUUUUGGGGUUUUAAGGCCAAUCAUAACUAACGUAAUGACUCCGUGAUUGUUGGAGGAUACUGUUUUGGAAUGAAGGUGGAGAAUUCAAAUGUCUCCUCCUUUGGGAUCAUUUUUGGUCAUUAUGAAGAAACUUGAUGUCAUGCUUGAAAAUUCGUUCAUGUUAAUUCCUUUAAAUUGACCAUACUGUCUACAAAUGUACAAUUCGCCCUGUAUUAAGUGUUUUGAGUGAAUCUGCCGUUCCUUUUUUUUUUUUUUACAGUCAUGAAAAAUGUUGAAAUGAAUGUUUCCACCAGAGGAAGUGGAACCACUGUGAACCCUGCCUCCUGCGUGCUGGACAGGCAUCGUUCACUGUUUACCAAGGACAUCAACAACCUUAGUUCAGAUCAUUGAAGGUGGCGAGGGUGAUGUAUAAAUGACCUUUUAACCUUCACCCUUUACCUGGCUCUGUGUGUGUGUGUCUGUCUCUGUCUGCCCAUGUCAUGACUGUGGCGAGCGCCGUGACCUCACUGCUGAGUGAUGCGCUGCCUGGUGUGAAGACUGAGAACCAAUAAACACUCUGCCCUUUUUUACUCCA
Molecule: messenger RNA, 6230 nt
Organism: Thunnus maccoyii (southern bluefin tuna)
Lineage: Eukaryota; Metazoa; Chordata; Actinopteri; Scombriformes; Scombridae
Gene: ralgps2
Product: Ral GEF with PH domain and SH3 binding motif 2
Exons: 22
Coding region: 401-2314 (637 amino acids)
Biological process (GO): Ras protein signal transduction; positive regulation of GTPase activity
Cellular component (GO): plasma membrane
Molecular function (GO): guanyl-nucleotide exchange factor activity
Source: RefSeq, a predicted model, not a curated record